This is a messenger RNA of Dermochelys coriacea (leatherback sea turtle), 1626 nucleotides long. RefSeq names its product natural killer cell receptor 2B4-like. Gene Ontology annotation, biological process: natural killer cell activation involved in immune response. The transcript is spliced from 4 exons. The record is from RefSeq and is a predicted model, not a curated record. Gene Ontology annotation, molecular function: MHC class I protein binding. Bases 916 to 1611 code for a protein of 231 amino acids. Gene Ontology annotation, cellular component: external side of plasma membrane. NCBI's taxonomy places the organism in Eukaryota, Metazoa, Chordata, Testudines, Dermochelyidae.
AUAUCCUCCCGGCUUCCUUUAAGAGGCCCCAGCACACAGCCUGGAAACCAAACCAAGCAGUGCUGUUUGCAAGCGCUUUGCUGCUCGCCGCUUCCAAUCCAGGCAGAGUUUGCAAGAGAAGUGACUAAAAAAAGCUCCGGGAGCAGCAAUGGGGAAGAACUAGUUCCAGUAGGAGGGGAGAUGUGACUUGCGAAGAGUUGGGGAAGAAAGCACUUCCCAUUGUAACAGGGUUUUUCAGUUGCAAACCCCAAAAUACUUUACCAAGAAAGCUCCUUUAAUGUAUUUAUUGCAGUUUUUACUUCCCUGUAAUAGAAGAGUGUGAUACUCUGGGCUCCCAUAACUAUCUUAAAAUACACAUAUCAUUUAUAAACAGACCAAAGAUCAAAUGAUAUAACCCAGUGACAGCAUAGGUAAUAACAUGAAAUUAAUUUACCUGCCCAGAAUCUCCACCACUGCUAGCGAUCCCUCAUCCUCUUAUGGGCAAGAUAGGUCUUCCAGCGUGGUUUGAAGGCUGAUAAAUUCAGGCUAUUAUAGACCCGGUUUCCAAAGGCUCAGGGCCCAAGGCUCUGCGAUGAAACAGACAGAACCAUCAAAGGCAGAAGGAGCCGUGUCGGUUUCAGACCCACCUGCCAUCCCUCAGCCCUGAGCAAGGCCAGGAAGAGGAGCCUUCCCCAACCCAGCGCCCUGGGCUGCUUUGAGCUCCCUGCGCAGGUUACCACAAAAGGAAAGAGCAUCUCCAGGGGAAGUUGAAGAGCUGUGGAGCGGGUCAUUUCUCUGCAGGCCCUCGGCACCAUCACGGAUCGGCCACUCAGCCAGACUCUGCCGGCCAUCCAGCUCUGGCUCUGGGUCUGUUCGGUCAGGACAACCGUUAUCUGGACUGGCAGCCACCCGCUCUGCCUGCCCCUUGCUGUCAGGAUGGAGGGGGCUCUACGGCCUUCUUGUCUCUUGCUUCUGCUGGUUUUACAGCGUGGCGGAUGUAAAGAAAUGGAAGUGGCUGCAAUUGCAGGGGAUUCUGUCCAGUUACAACCAGUGAAAUUGCCGGAGCCUUGGGCAGGAAUCACCUGGAAGGUCACACUAGACUCAGCAGAGACGUAUCGGAUUGUAACAUUUAAUAAAGGGGAACCCCCUGACCUUGGGUCAUCCCCACAUUUUAUCAACACAGUCGCUUUCCACCCUGAGAACCUCUCACUGCAGAUCGAUCCCGUUAAGAAGUCAGACAGUGGCCUCUAUACCUUGGAAGUUGACCCUGGAGGAGGCCGAGUUAACAUCACAAAGUUCCAUGUCUCUGUGUUAGACCGAGUCUGGCAGCCAAACCUCACGGUGCUCUCUGCCCACCAGGAGCUCGGCCAGUGCUACGUUACCCUGUCCUGCUCGGUGCCUGGCGCUGAAAGAGUCACCUUCAGCUGGUCCCAAGGCACGUCCCGGAUCCCAUCUGACAGGGACCAUCAGCUCCUUGGGCACCAAUCCCUGCUGCACGUAGUGAUUAAUGCAGACAGCAGUGACGCCAUCUACCGAUGUAAUGCUAGUAACCGAGCCAGCUGGGAUGCAGACACCGUAGAUGUCAAACCGUUGUGCGACUCCCCAGCCACAGGUAGAUAUUCCUCAGUAUAAACAAACUUGAAGCCU